Messenger RNA from Malassezia restricta, 1236 nucleotides. Its product is annotated as pyruvate dehydrogenase E1 component alpha subunit. The record is from RefSeq and is a predicted model, not a curated record. Gene Ontology annotation, cellular component: intracellular membrane-bounded organelle. NCBI's taxonomy places the organism in Eukaryota, Fungi, Basidiomycota, Malasseziomycetes, Malasseziales, Malasseziaceae. The coding region runs from base 1 to 1236 and encodes 411 amino acids. The transcript is spliced from 2 exons. Gene Ontology annotation, molecular function: pyruvate dehydrogenase (acetyl-transferring) activity. Gene Ontology annotation, biological process: pyruvate decarboxylation to acetyl-CoA.
AUGAGUCGGAUCCUUCAGAGCCGCCUCCCUUCGCGCUUGUCUUCUCUUCGACUUAGCGCCUCUCGCAUUGCAGCCCCGUCCUUGCUAGCAGCCCGCAACAUCCAUCUUGUGGCGGACAGCACCAGGGUCAAGGGUGCUGUCCCUGAGUCGGGCUCUGAGCCAUUUACGCUCAUUCUAAGCGAAGAUUCGUUUGAUAGCUACAAGAUCGAUCCACCAAGCAACGAGCUCACCAUUACCAAAGAUCAACUCGUGGAACUCUACAGCGAAAUGGUCAAGAUGCGCCGCAUGGAAGUGGCCGCCGAUCAAGCUUACAAGAACAAACUUGUCCGUGGUUUUUGCCAUCUUUCUAUUGGUCAGGAAGCUGUUGCUGUAGGUAUGGAACAAGCAAUCAAGCCGGAUGACAGUCUGAUCACUGCGUACCGAUGCCACACGUUUGUGGUACAGCGUGGCGGUACUAUCAGUGGUAUGCUCGCUGAACUUUUUGGCCGCGAGGGCGGUCUCUCGAAGGGCAAAGGUGGCUCGAUGCAUGUCUACACCCCCAACUUCUUCGGUGGUAACGGUAUUGUCGGAGCCCAAGUCCCUUUGGGUACGGGCCUCGCAUUUGCGCAAAAGUACCUGAAAACGAACCAUGCGACGUUCACGCUGUACGGUGAUGGUGCUUCGAACCAGGGCCAGGUGUUCGAAUCGUUCAACAUGGCAAAGCUGUGGAACUUGCCCAACGUGUUUAUCUGCGAAAACAACAAGUACGGUAUGGGUACGAGUGCCGAGCGCAGUUCGAUGAACACCCAAUUCUACACGCGUGGUGACGUCAUUCCUGGUAUUCAGGUGAAUGCCAUGGAUGUGCUGUCUGUCAAGCGUGGUACCGAAUUCGCUCGUGAGUACACGCUGUCUGGCAAGGGCCCUCUUUUGAUGGAGCUUGUGACGUACCGCUACGGUGGUCACUCGCUGUCGGAUCCAGGCACCACGUACCGUACGCGUGAAGAAAUUCAAAAGAUGCGUAGCUCUUCUGACCCUAUUCAAGGCCUCAAGAAUCAUAUCAUUGAAUGGGGCGUGAUGGAAGAGUCAGAGCUCAAGAAAGUGGACAAGGCUGCCAAGGAGCUUGUGGACAAGGAACUCGAAGCUGCCAAGAACUCGCCAGAGCCCCCUGUGGAAGAUCUAUUCAAGCACAUCUACGUCGAAGGCACUGAGCCGAAGUUUAUGCGUGGACGCGAGCGCGGCGAGGUGCACUACUACUAA